This is a messenger RNA of Penaeus monodon (black tiger shrimp), 4871 nucleotides long. It is a transcript of the gene PAN2, whose product is annotated as PAN2-PAN3 deadenylation complex catalytic subunit PAN2-like. Gene Ontology annotation, biological process: mRNA processing; nuclear-transcribed mRNA poly(A) tail shortening. The record is from RefSeq and is a predicted model, not a curated record. Gene Ontology annotation, molecular function: nucleic acid binding; protein binding; poly(A)-specific ribonuclease activity. Gene Ontology annotation, cellular component: P-body; PAN complex. NCBI's taxonomy places the organism in Eukaryota, Metazoa, Arthropoda, Malacostraca, Decapoda, Penaeidae. The transcript is spliced from 24 exons. Bases 194 to 4030 code for a protein of 1278 amino acids.
GUUUUGUAGAUUAACCGACGACGCUCAAUUUGACAAGAUGAUCGCACUUUCCUUCUCUCGCAAGCCUUAUUUCUGGCCCUUUCACUGAUAAUUUGACCAAAUAGAGCAUCGCAAUUUUGUAUGAGGUUGGCUAGGACGCUGAUAGUUACAUUGGCUCUUGUUAAUAAGAAUAUCAUCUGCACUCGUGCUGAAGAUGGAUUUUUCAGCUGUACAGUUUGGGGAUGAAAUGCUUGGGUAUGAUGGGAGCAACACCUUUAGCGAAGAGGGUACAGCCUACGCAGAAAUAUACGGGGGGGAGGGUGGGGAAGGCUUCCCAGCUGGCGGUGAAUUUGCCCAUGACUCCCAAGAGGUGGAAUUCAUGAAUGGCGGAGACUACCAGGAGAGCCAGACGGUGUUGGUGGAUGGUGGCGACCGCUUUGGAGUGUCAGCCGUCACUGUGGACAGGAAGGAAGAGCUUGUCUGGAUGGGUAACUCAGGGGGACAUGUGACCUCCUAUCUCAGCACCGAACUCAUGAAGUAUACAUCGUUUCAAGUUCACGCUACAGAAGAAAUCCGCGAUUUAAGGUCAACUGACGCAGGUAUUCUGGCCCUCACACCUACUUCAUUAAACCUUUGGAGCAGACAGGGAAUCCCAGUCUUUUCCCAUAGAUCCCCACAGUUAGAGAACAUGCAGUGCAUGCUUCAGCUCGGCGGCAACUUUUCUCAUCGCCUUCUGCUCGGGGGUCAUCAAGGCUCCAUGGUGGAGUACGACCUCACACGGCAAGAGCAGACUCGAUGUCACCAGGUAGGUGAACAAGGCUGCGUGAUCUUGCGCGAUCAUGCACGUUUUGUGUGCCAUGGAGACUUAACAGGAAGGAUUGUCCUGCAUGAUCCUCGAACAAUGCGUCAGGAGCACUACUUCCAGGCACACACGGGAAGCUUGUCGGAUUUUGAUGUCCUUGGGAACUACAUUGCAACUUGUGGCUUCUCUAACAGGAUGGGACAAAUGAUGGGUGACCAGUUUGUUAUGGUGUUCGACUUGCGGAUGAUGAAGUUGUCCCUGCCUCUCAGGGCACUAGUCCCUCCUUUCCUCCUGCGGUUCGUGCCUGGCCUCUCAUCAUGCCUGGCCGUGGUCUCACCCCUCGGCCACUGGCAGCUCAUGGAUGCAGGUCAGCCUGAUAAUGCCAUCAUGAGCAUGAGCUAUCAGGUCAAUUGCUCACCAGAGAGUGUCAUCACAACAUUUGAUGUAGCAUCGUCAUCACAGGCUUUGGUAUUCGGUGAUAAUCUGGGGUCAUUGCAUCUCUUCAGCACAGGAAAUAAGCCAACUUUCAAUAACUUUUCACAAGAACUAAAAUCCCAAAAUCUGCCGGAAAAAGUGAGACGAUCCCCCCAAACAAUUCCCCUCGCCAUUGCCUCGCUCCCUAUGUACUACCCAACCAGUGCGUUAUUGUCAGACUGGCCAGAGCAGUAUAUGAGGGCACGGUACAGGCCAACCCCUCCUGUUGAUCCUUCUAUUCUAGCAAGCAUGAAGAUUGUAGGUUCCAUUGGCUAUGCACCAAAUUUACACAACAGGAAAAGGAAUCAGGUGCCUUACAAGUUCAGCAGAAACAAAGGACCAAAGUCAAACUCCAAUGAGAAUUCAACAGGCAAGAAUGAAGAUGGCAUUGCAGUGCAUGUUCCCUGGAGAUAUCGCAAAAUGGAGAUCAAAUACAGCAAGUUGGGGAUGGAUGACUUCGAUUACGACCAGUAUAAUCGCACAAGUUUUUCAGGGCUGGAUAUGUCUCUCCCUAAUUCGUACUGCAAUCCUAUGCUGCAGAUGUUCUACUAUGUUGCCCCUCUUCGAGCACUGAUGAUGUCCCACUUGUGCGAGAGAGAGUUCUGCUUGGUGUGUGAACUGGGCUUCCUGUUUCACAUGCUGGAUGUCAGCAUGGGCCAAGGGAUACCUUGCCAUGCAUCCAACUUCCUCAGAGCAUUUAGAACAAUACCUGAAGCAUCAGCCAUGAGUCUCACACUGUCGGAUCAGGAUAACAGGGCAAAGAUUAACUUUGCUUUGAAGAUUCAGAGUUGGAACAGGUUUGUACUACAACAGUUGCACACAGAAACGCUCGAAGAAAGAGUAUCUGCUGACGGACGACCGCCAUCUGUACCAGAGACCCCACAAGAGGCACUUACUGAAGACCCACAGGCCAGCCAACCCGUUGAGGUGCAAGUACCAGAAGAGAAAGCCAUUAUUAUAGAUGGCAAAACCAUUGAAUGCCAGGACAAGCGUGAGUUUUCACCUGUCGCUGACAUAUUUGGAUCUCACACUGUCAGCGUCAACAGAUGUACAAGGUGCAACCAUGAGAUCCACAAGGAAACCACGUCAUUACUUGUCAACCUUUCCUAUCCUGAAUUUAAUAGUGACUCCUCACCAGGCAGCAUCCCCUUCUCCUCUGUGGUGGAGCGCAGCAUGAGCCUGGAGCAGACGAGGCAGGCCUGGUGUGACUCCUGCACUCGGUAUCAACCCAUAGAGCAGUGGAGGCGCUACAAAAAGCUACCGAACAUCCUCGCCAUGAACUGUGGGCUUGAUAGUGCUCAGGACGUUAAGUUUUGGCGGCACCAGUUCGAGAUCUUGCUGACGGAGGUGCGUGACAAGCUGAAGAAGGAGGAAGGGGAGAAGAAGGAGGCAGAAGGCAAGUAUGGGUCAGAGGAGAGAGAAAACAGAUUCCCCGACAGAGUCACGCCGUCGCUGAGCACAGGUAGCCCAUCAACUCCCUCAAAGCGCUAUCCUGAGAAUUCUGCGCCUCAGUCCCAAGGGCGACCGUGCCGAUACGGUAAUGCUUGCUCAAGAUCUGACUGUAGGUUCUGGCAUCCAGGACGCGAUGGGGGAGAAGGUCAACAGCCAGUUCAUGUCCUAAGCCUUCUAGAUCAGACCAUGGAGUACUCAUGGGUGCCAUUGGGCAUGAGAGCAAAGCUGAAUGAAAAUGGGACGGUGUCCUUGUCCGACAUCAGCAAAGUAGAGCUUGAGGAGGGAGUUGAAGACGAGAGCGGUGUUAUCUAUGAUCUCGUGGGUGUCGUGUCGCACAUCUGUGACCCUCGUUACCCCGACAAAAACAACCUGGUGGCGUGUAUCAAGGUGGGCCCAAGCUACCACGUGCAAGCGAAGGUGUCGUCUGUUUCCCAUUGGUACCUCUUUAAUGAUAUCAGCAUUCAACCCAUAGCCCCUGAAGAAGCAGUUUGGUUCCCCUGCGGUUGGAAGACCCCGUGCGUCAUGUACUGGCAGCGCAGACAGUUGCCUCAAGAGAUACAGAACCUUGGGCCUGUUAACCCCAUAACAGCUGACGUGUUUGGAGAGGAUAAGUCUCUUGCUCAACGAGGAAGGAAAAGAAUCACUUUUACGCCUUUAACAGCAGACGAAAUGCCUGGGGAAGGCGAUUUGGUGGCCAUGGAUGCAGAGUUUGUGAACCUCCACCAAGAGGAAGCAGAGAUACGCAGUGAUGGUACACGGACUACCAUCAAACCUUCACAUAAAUCAGUUGCGAGAAUUACUUGCAUACGAGGACAAGGACCCCUGGAAGGUACCCCGUUCCUGGACGAUUAUAUAUCGACACAGGAGCAGGUUGUGGACUACCUAACACAAUUCUCUGGCAUCAAACCGGGAGACCUGGAUGCCAACUUCUCUCAAAAACACUUGACCACCUUGAAGAGUACGUACGUGAAAUUGAGAUACCUGGUCGACAAGGGUGUUAAGUUUGUAGGACAUGGACUGAAGAAUGACUUCAGGGUGAUCAACAUGACAGUGCCAAUGAGUCAGCUGAUAGACACAGUCCACCUGUUCCACAUGUCGCACAAUCGCAUGGUGUCACUCAAAUUCUUGGCUUGGCACUUCCUAAAACUCAAGAUCCAGAGCGUGACUCACGACAGCAUUGAGGAUGCCAGGACUGCCCUUGCACUGUAUCAGAAAUACUGCCAGCUAAAGGCCAGUGGAGACUUGGUGAUGGAACUGCAGAAUCUCUAUGAAGCGGGGAAGAAAGCCCAGUGGAAGGUCCCCGGAGAAGAAGAGGAGGAGUGAGUGGGGUCUCACUUUCCUCUCCCACAGGAAGGGGUGUUCCGAACCACACCGCUGUGAUCUCUGAAAGUCAAUAAAUGCCGAUGAUGCAGAAAAUUUUAAAUGUACAAAGCUGUAGGGUUGCAAUAACUUGCUGAGGUGGGAUGUUCAAGGAGCAGAUGAUUUUAAUUUUUUAUUUUUAUUUUUUUAUACAAGAAAUUUUUAAGGUUUUGGUUCCCAGGAUAUGUCUGCAAACUACCCGGCACAGAGAAUGGAUUUAGCCCAGUUGUCGAUGAAUGAUAUACCUCAUUGAUCUCAAGUUGCAAGUUACAAGUGAUAUGAUAACAAUACUCUCUCUCUUUCUCUCUCUUUUUAUAUUAAUAUAUUUCAGAAUUGGAUACUCUCUCGUUUUGAUUAUAAAAAAGAGGAAGAAGUCAUUGUUAAAAAAUAGUAAAAGAAAAGGAAAAAGUUGGGAAGAUUUAAUGAAAAAUCUUUCAACCAUCUGUUGGAACAGAUAAUUCACUCUCUGUGAUGUUUUGCACUUCUUUUCAUGAAUCAAAGACAAUAGAUAAGAUUUAGAAGUAUUGAACACUCACACCUAUUUUUUUAUGAUAUUUUUUGCUGCCAUACCAGUGUUUUGAAAAGAGUCGCAGGUGUAUUUAACUAAUGUUUUAACAAAAGCGUCUUUGAAUAUGUUUUUUUAAUGUAGUGUUUUCUUUUUGUUAUAUGUUUUUAAAAAUCAUCAUAACUGUUUAUUCAUAUAUAUUUUUAUAGAAAAGAAACGUUAUCACGGCAUUAUGUACUUGAAGUUGUGUAAUAUAGGAGGUUAUGGUUUUAUAAUAUUUGAUUAAAAGGUAGGGCUUUA